AUGUCUACCGCACCACAAUUUCUGCCAGUGUGGAAUGAGGAGUCUGCAAAAGCUGCCGACGAUCGCAAAGUAGAAGGAGAAGCGAAACAAACCCGGCAGGCGUGGAAUGACUGGGGCGAACUACUAAGAGAAGGGACGCAGCGUCGUCCGGCCAAGCGCUCGGAUGCUCCUCACUUUCGGCUCAAGCUCACGCACAAGCCGAGUGGACGGAGCGUCAUGCUCUGUUUCAUGGGAUGGACGCGGAACCAACCACCAAACGCCGCAGAACGACCUGUGUACCAGUAUCCUGAGACUCCUUCCGGGAGCCCGCAUUCCUUCAGUAUGCACCUCAUCCAUGUCACAUGGGGCUACGUUCACAAAUCUCCCGACAUCGUUGAUGCGGAGAAGUCAUGGUCUUCAACUGAAGGGAGUUACCCCUUAGGCGUGAAUUGGAAAGUCGAUGAAUCUCCAACUGGGAAAAACCUCAAUGUUGACACGUCGAGGAUGUCGACCGCGGCGGCGGCCAAGUUUGCAACGUUAAGGAUAAUCAAGACCAAUGCAACGGCCAUUUAA
Letharia lupina is the source of this 552-nucleotide messenger RNA. RefSeq lists its product as uncharacterized. The coding region runs from base 1 to 552 and encodes 183 amino acids. The record is from RefSeq and is a predicted model, not a curated record. Lineage: Eukaryota; Fungi; Ascomycota; Lecanoromycetes; Lecanorales; Parmeliaceae. The transcript is spliced from 3 exons.